AUGGCGACGAGGACGCCUCCAUCCCCUUUACCUAUCCUGGUCAACAUCCUACAAUCUCACACAAGGACCCCAGAAGAAGGUUACGAAGUCCUGCAAGCCUACCAAAUGUUCGUUGACUACGCCUCACAAUGCCGCACUGAUGAUGCCUUUGUAGCUCUCCUCGACGCCACUGGCAUACCUGAAGAAUGGCACGACCUCCGUAGCUGGCUCCAUACGCAACAUCCUGAUACCAACACUCUUGAAAGAUUCCCCUCCCACUACGACGUCGCCACCGAACUCAUCCGCAACCUACCCGAACACGACCGUCUAACGCUAGUGACAACCUCUAAGAGCUAUUGUUAUCACGUUGGCGAGCAGACAGGUUUUACGCUGAGAACUCUCAUUCGACACGGAGGCUUCAAAGAGCUAUUGAAAUACAUCAUAAAACUGCAGCCACGAUGUGCAGUGCAGACCAAGGAAAAAGAAAAAGAAAUAGAGAUAGCCAUACACCGAGAUCGGGAAACACAUUUCAUCGAAGCGAUACGCAAACAAACUGAUACUGUAGACCCGGAUAAGAUUAAAAAUACGCUGGCUGUGUUCUCGGAACUCUCAGUGCGUGCGGCUGCUUUCCUCCAAAAGAGUGACUUCACGGUUACGCAGGAAACUGUCCACGAAUUUUCCAUGGAUUCAAUCAUGUACACCCGUUCUAUCGUAUCAGAGCCUUUCAGCAUGGUUCCACUGGCCGAGAGGUGCGAUUUGGCGCGCCUCGACGUAGCAGUAUUGGCACGCGCACUGUUGCACCAAGCACUCGCCAUCGCGAAGGCAACUCCUGUACGGCAGGAAUUAGCCUGGCGUCUCCAUCACUGGAUGGCGCAUUGCGUGAAGGAUGCCUUCAGGCUUGAAGUCCAUAGCCACUUCCGCUACUUCGAUAUUGGAAAUGCAGUGACCGAAAUGAUGCGCAGUCCAUUCCGAUGGCAAGGUUUCUUCGCUGCUAAUCCGACGCCGCUUGCUAAUUUCGUUCCUCACGGUUGGGAAGACCAGGAUGGGGACCAUUUCUCAUAUGGUGAGCUGACUAUCCCGCCGCUCGAGGAGGAGGAGGAUGAGCCUUGGUCCAUGGAGGACGUGGAUAGGGAGCCGGAUAGUCCGCGACGGAGUGCGCGCAUCUGCUCUUCACCGCCUAUCAUUGACGACGACGAGAUGGACGAAGAGUUGGACGAUGAGUUGGACGAGGAGAUGGACGAAGAGGUGUACGAGGUGGACGAAGAAGUGAACGAGUGGGUGAACGAGCGGGUGAGCCAGUGGGUGAACGAGCGGACCGACGAGGAAAUGAACGAGGACAUGGACGAAGAGGUGAACGAGGACAUGGACUGA
Molecule: messenger RNA, 1350 nt
Organism: Alternaria arbusti
Lineage: Eukaryota; Fungi; Ascomycota; Dothideomycetes; Pleosporales; Pleosporaceae
Exons: 2
Coding region: 1-1350 (449 amino acids)
Source: RefSeq, a predicted model, not a curated record